ACUCUGUCUACGCAGCAAUUGCAGUCGGCACCAGAUAGCUUGAGCUUUAGCACCAGUUGAAAAACAUCUUUAUUAUGGUUUUUGAUUAAAAAACAAUUUUAUUAUGUUUUUCGAGCUCAGAUUAGGAUUAAAUUUUAAUGGUAAACUUUUAACUAGACAUAUAUGUUAUAGUAAUAGUAGAUAUCACAAACGAUGCUUAAUUAGUUCUGUUGCAAAUAAUCUUGUUUAUCGAAGAGAUGAGGAAAGUGAAAAAAAGUAUCAUUAUACAACGUAUCAUAGUGCUUUUCUUUUUACCUCAGUUAUUGCAGCUACUGUGUAUAGUUUUUACAGUGAUGUUUUUAAAUCCAAAGCAAGUUGUAACGAAAAAAGUACAAGUUUACCAACUUCUACAUAUACAAGAGAAGAAGUUUCAAAAAAAACGAGCAAAGAAACAGGAAUAUGGGUUAUUUAUAACAAUAAAGUUUUUGAUAUAACUGCUUUUGUUGAAAAUCAUCCUGGUGGUUCCAGUAAAAUCAUGUUGGCUGCUGGAAAAAACUUAGAACCGUUUUGGGAUAUAUAUGCCAUUCAUAAAAAAGACGAAAUUUUUGAAAUGCUAAAUGAGUUUUACAUUGGUGAUUUAGAAAAAAAUGAUUGGAUUGAUCAGAAAAGUAGUGGACCAUUUGCAAAUGAUCCUCCUAGACAUCCUGGACUUCUCGUUUGCUCUAAAGAACCAUUUAACGCAGAAACACCCUCAAUACUUUUGAAUGAAAACCUCCUUACGCCCAAUGAGCUUUUCUUUAUAAGAAACCAUUUGCCAGUUCCUGAUCUUUCUAAUAAUGCAGAAAUAGUUAUUGAAGGUGAUUGCUUAAAAGAACCAAUCAUAUUAUCUGUUGAGGAUAUAAAAGCUAAAUUUGAAAAGUUCAAACUUAUUGCUGCAAUACAGUGUGCUGGAAACCGUCGCAACGAAAUGAAUGCUAUAAAAAGUGUUAAAGGAUUAACCUGGAAUCACAGUGCAAUAAGUAAUGCUGAGUGGGGAGGAGUUUUGUUAUAUGAUAUUCUAAUAAGUGCUGGUGUUGAUCCUAACAAUUCUAAUAUAAAACAUAUCCAUUUUGAAGGCUGUGAUUUAGAUCCAUCCGGUGCUCCUUAUGGUGCGUCGAUUCCUGCUGAUCGUGUGUUCAAAAAGCAACUGCCAAUUAUUAUUGCUUAUGAAAUGAAUGGAAAGCCUUUAUCUAGAGACCAUGGUUUUCCCUUGCGAGUUAUUGCUCCAGGUAUUGUUGGAGCUCGCAAUGUCAAAUGGUUAAAGCGUAUAAUUUUAAGUGACAAAGAAUAUAAUGGUCACUGGCAGCAAAAUGAUUACAAGCCAUUUUCUCCUAAUAUCGAUUGGCAUAAUGUAGAUUUUAAAAAAGCUAUGGCUAUUCAAGAACUACCAGUUACAUCUGCAAUAUGUUUGCCAUUAAAUGACUCUACUGUCCAUGAAAAUGAAAAAGAAGUAACAAUUAAAGGAUAUGCCUAUAGUGGUGGUGGAUGUGGUAUCAUUCGAGUUGAUGUUUCUGUAGAUAGUGGUAAAACUUGGGUAACUGCAGAUCUUGUACAAGCAGAUCAGAAUAUAACUGAUAUGUAUUCAUGGACUUUAUGGGAGUGUUCUGUUCCAAUCCCUAUAGAUCAUCAUGGUAAAAUGGAAAUAAUUUGUAAAGCUCAAGAUAGUUCGUGUAAUACGCAACCAGAAACAGUGGGUCCUGUAUGGAAUUUAAGAGGUGUUUUAAACAAUGCAUGGCAUAGAGUGCAAGUUAAUGUUGAGACUGAUUAGAAAUUUAUUUAAUAUAAUUUUUAAAUUCUCUUAAUGAAUAUGUUAAUAUUAACAAGUGUUAGUGUCAGAAAUUCAUGAUAUUUACUUGCAAUGAUAUAUAUUUAUUUGGUAUAUAAUGUGUGUAAACACACACACACGCACACACACACACACACACACACACACACACACACGUAUAUUUAGAAAGCUUUUAUGCUGUUUUCUUAUCAGAUUUUUUGAAGAGUUCUUUUUAUAUUAAUGAAAACAUUUAGUGAAA
Molecule: messenger RNA, 2042 nt
Organism: Hydra vulgaris (swiftwater hydra)
Lineage: Eukaryota; Metazoa; Cnidaria; Hydrozoa; Anthoathecata; Hydridae
Product: sulfite oxidase
Biological process (GO): sulfur compound metabolic process
Cellular component (GO): mitochondrion
Molecular function (GO): sulfite oxidase activity; heme binding; molybdenum ion binding
Source: RefSeq, a predicted model, not a curated record